Gigantopelta aegis is the source of this 3552-nucleotide messenger RNA. RefSeq lists its product as uncharacterized. The coding region runs from base 1 to 3552 and encodes 1183 amino acids. The transcript is spliced from 11 exons. NCBI's taxonomy places the organism in Eukaryota, Metazoa, Mollusca, Gastropoda, Neomphalida, Peltospiridae. The record is from RefSeq and is a predicted model, not a curated record.
AUGGAGGUAUUCGUCUGGUUCGCCACGCUAGCUGUGGUGACGUCAGUCGCGCGUGCAUGGCUGAAUCACCCGGAUAUGCCCUUCACCUUUAUUUGUAUUCCCGGCUCGGCAAUCAGUUCGGCCCGGAGCGCGUACAGUUUGGCGGACAAGGACAGACUGUGGUUCUUUGACUGCGCCGCGAGGAUUCCCGUGGGACAGUGUGUCUGGAACCAUAAUGUGAACGAUUUCGAUAGCCCGGUGAUGUUUCAAUGUCCAGACAAUCAUGUCAUUUCCGGCAUCUCGAGUUACCAUAGUAACGAAAACGAAGACAGACGUUUCAGCUUCCAGUGUUGUAGUCUCAUGGGAACGGCUAGGUUAAGUGGUUGUCGAUUCACAGAACAAUACGCGAACGAGUUCAGGGGAGACCUCCUCUUUGAUGUGCCCAACGGGAAACUUGUAAGAGGCAUCUUCAGUUGGCAUAACAACGACGUCGAUACCACAUUCCCGUCGGCUAGCCCAACAAAGGAAAAGAAAACGGAGACAGACAAGAAUGACGUCACGAAUAAGCCCGAGAGCUCGCCAGCAUCUGAGAAUGCAAUACCAACUGACUGGAACUCAAUAUCCAGACAACCAAUGACAUCCGCGCUAACGGACCAGAAACCCGCGAAUGAAGAGAAACGCGUCACGUCCGCACCACCAGUGAAGACGGAGAUUUCUCCAGCUUCAGUGAACGCUGUGCCAACUAACUGGAACUCAGGUCGAAGACAUGUGUCGACAAACUGGCCGGAGAAAAGGAAAACGGUGAAUGAAACGAAACCCGUGUCUUCGGUAUCGCAGACGACAGAAAAACCUCCUUUGUCAAUGGGUGUAAUACCAACCAACUGGAGCUCUGUAAGUUUCUUGAAAAAGAAGAACGCCAAUAAACAGAACAGAAGAAUUAACAACAGACAUGUGCAGGAUAAGACACACGUGACUCCGACACCAAAACAGACUCCAAGCUCUCCAGUUUCAGCGAGUGUAGUACCAGUGGAUUGGAACUCAGUAAAUAGGUUAUCACAACGCCAAGGUCAUUCACUCGUACGUAAUCAACCCAGACAGGUGGUGAUAACCAAUCAGAUUCCUCCAAACGGCAUCAGUCGGAAGUCGAUUUUGAUGUCUGGCAGACGAAAGACCGUUCUUAUCAACCGGGUACCCCAAAACACGGUUGGAAACCGAAACCAGGUUAUUAGCUCGAGUGCAGCGAGGCCGGGCACAAAACACUGGAAAUCUCAUCAACGAAAUCUGCCUUCUGCUUCGACUGCCGUGCUAAACAAGAACAGACAUGUGAAAGACAAGAAGCACGCCACUUCUGUGAAAAACAAGAUUCCGAAAUCUCCUGUCGCAAUGAACGCAAUACCCAUAGACUGGAACUCGAUAAGCAGACUGUUAAAUGGAAGAGGUCAUUCCGGCGUUCGUAAUCAAGUCAGACAAGCGGCGACAGCUAACCGGAUUCCUCAGACUAAAUUUGGAAACAAUGUUGCAGUUAGUAGAACCAAUUCAAACCCAGUUACCAUACCAGGCAGAAUCCAAACAUUUGUCAACCGAAUACCACAAAACAUGGCCAGCAACCGACUCCAAAACACAGUUGGAAACAGACUUCAGAACACAGUUUUAAAUCAAAACCAAAACGUAAUUGGAAACCGAAUCCAAAACACGGUUGGAAAUCGACAACAGAACAUGGUUAUAAAUCGAAACCAAAAUUCAUUUGGAAACCAAAUCCAAAACACGGUUGGAAAUCGACUACAGAACACGGUUAUAAAUCGAAACCGAAACACAAUUGGCAACCGAAUCCAAAAUACAGUUGGAAACAGACUUCAGAACACAGUUAUAAAUCGAAACCGAAACACAAUUGGAAACCGAAUCCAAAAUACAGUUGGAAAUAGACUUCAGAACACGGUUAUAAAUCAAAACCAAAAUACAUUUGGAAACCGAAUCCAAAAUACAGUUGGAAACCGAAUCCAAAACACGGUUGCAAAUCGGCUACAGAACACGGUUAGAAAUCGAAACCAAAACGCAGUUGGAAACCGAAUCCAAAACACUGUUGGAAAUCGACUUAAGAACACGUUUAUAAAUGGAAAUCAAAACACAGCUGGAAACCGAAUCCAAAACACUGUUGGAAAUCGACUUCAUAACACGGUUAUAAAUGGAAACCGAAACACAGUAGGAAACCGAAUCCAAAACACUAUUGGAAAUAGACUCCAGAACACGUUUAUAAAUGGAAAUCAAAACACAGCUGGAAACCGAAUCCAAAACACUGUUGGAAAUAGACUUCAUAACACGUUUAUAAAUGGAAAUCAAAACACAGUUGGAAACCGAAUCCAAAACACUGUUGGAAAUCGACUUCAGAACACGGUUAUAAAUGGAAACCGAAACACAGCAGGAAAUCGAAUCCAAAACACUAUUGGAAAUAGACUCCAGAACACGUUCAUAAAUGGAAAUCAAAACACAUUUGGAAACCGAAUCCAAAACACUGUUGGAAAUCGACUUCAGAACACGGUUAUAAAUCGAAACCAAAAUAGAGUAGGAAACCGAAUCCAAAACACUGUUGGAAAUCGACUCCAAAACACGUUUAUAAAUCGAAAUCAAAACACUAUUGGAAACCGAAUUCAAAACACUGUUGGAAAUCGACUUCAGAACACGGUUAUAAAUCGAAACAAAAACACAGUUGGAAACCGAAUUCAGAACACUGUUGGAAAUCGACUUCAGAACACGUUUAUAAAUGGAAAUCAAAACACUAUUGGAAACCGAAUACAAAACACUGUUGGAAAUCGACUUCAGAACACGGUUAUAAAUCGAAACCAAAACACAGUUGGAAACCGAAUUCAGAACACUGUUGGAAAUCGACUUCAAAACACGUUUAUAAAUGGAAAUCAAAACACUAUUGGAAACCGAAUCCAAAACACUGUUGGAAAUCGACUUCAGAACACGGUUAUAAAUCGAAACCAAAACACAAUUGGAAACCGAAUUCAGAACACUGUUGGAAAUCGACUUCAAAACACGUUUAUAAAUGGAAAUCAAAACACUAUUGGUAACCGAAUCCAAAACACUGUUGGAAAUCGACUCCAGAACACGGUUAUAAAUCGAAACCAAAACACAGUUGGAAACCGAAUUCAGAACACGGUUGGAAGCAGACUUCAGAACACGGUUAUAAAUCGAAACCAAAAUACAAUUAGAAACCAAAUUCAAAACACUGUUGGAAAUCGACUUCAGAACAGGGUUAUAAAUCAAAACCAAAACACAGUUGAAAACCGAAUACAAAACACGGUUGGAAAUCGACUUCAGAACACGGUUAUAAAUGGAAACCAAAACACAGUUGGAAACCAAAUCCAAAAUACAGUUGGAAAUCAAUCCCAGAACUCAGUUAUAAAUCGAAACCAACACAUUAUUAGAAACCGAAACCGGUUCUUUACCACGAAUGGAGUGAGAGUGAGUGCAAAACACUGGAAAACUGUCCAACGAAAUCUGGCGUUCACAUCUGUAGCUUUGGCGAAUCCCGUCCCUGCGGCAAGAAACGGAAACAGGUGGAAACAGUGA